AUGGACCUAUCUCUAACGCUGCCUAGCUUCCCAAUCAAGCAAUACGCUCACAUACUACCACUGCUCGAAAAGGCUGGUAUCUCAGUCAAAGAACUAUUGCUCUUUGAUGCCCUCGAGGUUGCAAAGGCCUCUCGCGCUCCUGUCACCGAUAUUCGACAUUUGACAACCCAUGUUCUCGAGGCUCUUCGCCAGGAUUUCGGACUGGGAGCUGGGUCACAGAAAGACAAGAAUAAUGAGGCUUGCCAGGUGACGUCGGGACGUGAUGAUAAUAGCAGUGCUAGCCGAGAAAGAGAUCACCUUUUGGUGGCCGAGGAUGAAACAUUUAGAGUCCCACGCCCACCUUUGUUAAGGCGAAUAAGCACUCUAGACCCAAUACUCGAUUCUGCUCUUGCUGGGGGCAUAUCGACGGGAUAUCUAACAGAGGUGACCGGAGAAAGUGGCGCCGGCAAGACUCAAUUUCUACUUCAUUUGCUUCUCUCAGUCCAGCUUCCCGCACCUCAUGGAUUGUCCAAAAAUGCACUAUAUAUAUCAACUGAAUCAGACCUCGCCACAAACAGACUGAGUCAGCUGUUGAACGAACACACGGUUCUCCAGUCCCUUCAUCCUGAUAUCCCUCGCCCUUCAUUAGAUAAUGUUUUCUCCGUCACUACUGUCGAUCUUGAGACCCAAGAACAUAUCAUUAACUAUCAGGUCCCGGUGGCGAUUUCACGUUUUGAUAUAGGCCUUGUGGUGAUUGAUUCGAUAACGGCAAAUUACCGUGCCGAAAGCUCUACAGAAAGUGUAUCUGGGUUACUAGAGCGGUCAUGGCAGUUGAAAAAGCUGGGUCACUUCCUUCGUGCCUUGGCUGUAAGGCACAGCAUUGCCAUAGUUGUGGCUAAUCAAAUAUCUGAUGGCUUUGAAAGUACACUUAAUGAUUCCUUUCCAGAAGAGCUUCGUGAUGACUCUGCUAGCCCGUUAGAAAAUCUUUCUCCUACUGCUACUUCCUCGUUUAUCCUUGCAUCCCAGCCCUACCAACAGCCGAAAGCGGUAGGAAAUAAGUUGGUGCAGGGAUGCAAUUCUCCGCAAGUAGAGCAAGGUUUCCAUGACGACGAAGAAAUUCAUACAUGCAAAAUCCAGGACUUCAAUACGCUUCUAAGCCUUGAGUACCAACAACCAUUUUUCACUGGAUGGGGGCAAGCUCCCCAUUCGUACCUUAGGGAUGGCUCGUUUGGAGUUCCAAGAGGACUUAAACUUCCCGCAUUGGGACUCAUAUGGACUAAUCAGAUUGGCUGCCGCAUAGUCUUGAAAUCAAAGAGCGUAUUCCAGCCACAAGACAUUAACGGUUUGACAUUAAUCAGCCAAAAUUCGAAUAGUAAUACCCAAAAUUCUAACAAGAAAAUAUCCAACAACGUUAAAGAUUUUGGCGAAAACGAUGCAACUAUACAUAAUGACCGAAGCAGCCCUGGCCAUGACAAAAGCGCAGAGACUCGGAGAACUACCGAAAGUGACUCGACAUUACAAUCACAAUCAUCACAAUUUUCGCAGGAAAGUUUUGAUACCUUGGGAGAUGAGAUUCGGAGCGAAUAUACUUCUAUACCUACCACACAUCAUCGAGGACGAUUGCGGCAGAUGCAGGUGGUAUUCUCAUCAUGGACUUCAGGAAACCCAAAGCGAAGCACGCAGUAUGAUGACGAGGAUAGCAAGAAUCAUCAUGAACAGUGCGGUAUAUCUAAGGAAGCAAUAUUUGAUCCAAUGUAUGAUUCAGUGGAGUUUGAAAUUCUACCCCAGGGGCUACGAGGCUUGGACAACAAUAAGGCGCAUCCCAAUAGUUUGUAG
Molecule: messenger RNA, 1815 nt
Organism: Microsporum canis CBS 113480
Lineage: Eukaryota; Fungi; Ascomycota; Eurotiomycetes; Onygenales; Arthrodermataceae
Product: DNA repair protein RAD57
Exons: 2
Coding region: 1-1815 (604 amino acids)
Biological process (GO): DNA strand invasion; DNA recombinase assembly; mitotic recombination
Molecular function (GO): ATP-dependent DNA damage sensor activity; double-stranded DNA binding; DNA strand exchange activity
Source: RefSeq, a predicted model, not a curated record